Neoarius graeffei (lesser salmon catfish) is the source of this 6011-nucleotide messenger RNA. Its product is annotated as protein mono-ADP-ribosyltransferase PARP14-like. The transcript is spliced from 17 exons. Gene Ontology annotation, cellular component: cytoplasm; nucleus. NCBI's taxonomy places the organism in Eukaryota, Metazoa, Chordata, Actinopteri, Siluriformes, Ariidae. Gene Ontology annotation, biological process: negative regulation of gene expression. The record is from RefSeq and is a predicted model, not a curated record. Gene Ontology annotation, molecular function: transcription corepressor activity; NAD+ poly-ADP-ribosyltransferase activity; RNA binding.
GGUGAACAUGGAGGAUUAUCCUUAUCCACUACUCGUGGAGGGAGAUUGGUCAUCUAUAAACGCUAAAACACUCCAAAGCAAAGUUCACAUUUAUUUCCAGAGCAGAAAGAAAUCCCAGGGAGGAGAUUGCGUCAUCUGCUGGUCCGAGAGGAGCUGUACAGUCUUCUUCAAAUCACAAGAAAUCCGGGAUCAGGUUCUCAGUAAAGCUGAGCACACAGUACCCAUCGAGAAACAGGUGCUGAAGCUAAAAGUGUCCAAACCAGAUUCAGAGAGUCACACCAAAGAAAAAUCACAAGAAUCUGCUAAAACAGGAAGUGAUGUGUCAGCUGGAGCUCUUCAGCCAGCUGUGAGGACAGCCUGCAGUGUGCUGGUGGAGAAUGUACCUGCUGAUGCCAUCACCAUCAAGCAACUUCUGGAGCUGUACUUUGAGAAGUGGGGUGGACCUGUAGAGAAAAUCAGCACAAAUCCAGAGGAGCAAACCAUUAUUGUUAAAUUCCACUCACAAGAUGCUGCAAAGAGAAUUUUGGAGAAGACGGAUCACAGAUUAUCCAGUCAACCAGUCAUCAUGUCCCCAUACUUUGGUCUUAAUGCGAAUCAGACUGAAGCCAGUGAGGGUUUGGAAGAUACUCUACGGUCCAGUGCUGUGGUCCUGGAGAAUGUGCCAGAAAAUUUGAACCAAGAAUACCUCAUGCUUCUGGUGGACAGUAUCAUCAGUCAUUCUGAAGAUGAAUAUUCCUUAGAGUUAAUUCCAGAAUCAAACACUGCUGUUGUGACCUUUAAUGACCCGAGAGCUGUACAAACGUUUCUUACAGAAAGCAGGAAUAAAAGGAAGUUCCAGGAACAUGGUCUCAAGGCCCGGCAUCUGGAGAAAAGUAGAAGUGUUAAGGUGGAGAACCUGCCUGAGCAGUGCCCUGAAGAAUUUCUAGUACUUCACUUUGAAAAGCAUGCAGGCGCAGUGGAAAGCAUGAAGGCAGUAGCAGAUGAGAAAGCCGCUAUCAUCACCUUUCAUUAUCAACAGGCUGUCCAGAAAGUCCUGGGAACAGAGCACUUUAUUUGCAAGACCCCAGUUGAUAUAUAUCCAUAUUCAUAACUUACCCAACACUGUCCAUAUUACACCUCUUUGGGUUCCGCCUUGUACGGCAAAGACAGACCAACAUGGACACUGCCCAAACCAUUUACAUAUAAGAUCCAUCCUGCCAUCAGAGAAUUCGUUCAAAAGAGGGGACAACUCUCCUCCAUCUCUUAUCAGAUGAGCUCACACUUCUGCCAAGUGAACAUGGACAAAGAUGAAGUCGUGUUCAGUCCUCUUCCUACCCUGCUGAGACAAAAGGGUAUAACCAAAAAGCACAUUGACAGCUGGAAGCAAGACACCAUAGAAGCUUUUAAAAACAUUCUCUCCAACUUUGGUGUUUUUGAGUAUACAGUGAACCCUUCAGUACUGACUGCAAGAGAAAAAGACAUUCGGUCAGUUGUAAAAGAUAAAGCUGUCCUCAAAGUGGAUUUGUCAAUAGGAAACCUGACUCUGGCAGGAAUGGCAAAAGAUGUUCAUGUGUUAAAACCAAUAUUGGAGAACGAUUUAAAGAAAGCAUCACAUCAGAGGAAAAGAGACAUGAACAAGACCUCUGAGACCAUUAACAUGUCGUCUGCCACAUACCUUUUACUUCAGCAGGAGGGACUGCAAUACAGCGCGUCAGCCAAAUAUCCAGAGCUGGAACUGACAUACAAAAAAGACACCAAUCAGUUAAGGUUUUCUGGGCUUCUUCUGGAAAUUAUGGACAUCAAGAAUUUGAUCCUUAAGAAGCAACUGAGUAUGAAAGAAAAGGCCCUGAAAAUGGACACUUUAUUAGUGGAGUUCUUGCAAUCAGUGGACUCUGAGGAAUUGUCAAAAGAUCUGUUCACAUCCAAGGGAAUUAGUGCAGUCUACACAUUUGAAAAUGGGAACAUCAUUUUGACUGCGAGUACAGCCAAAACACUGACUGAUGCUGAAAAGAGGCUUGGAAUGAUGCUGACAUUGCAGAACCUUUCUGUAGAAGACCUAGGUGUUCUUGGAAGGCCAGAUUGGCAAGAUCUCACAAAUCAGCUAUAUGAGACAUACAAUUCAUCCAGGAAGAAAAUGGUGCUUAUAAAAUCCUCAAACAACAGGGACACAAUUGUAGUCUAUGGCUUUCAGGAACCGGUUAGACAGGUCAGUAAGAGCCUUGAGCAAUUUAUUGAUUCACAAUCAAUAAUAGAAGAGACCAUUUAUGCCAGGUCGUAUGCCAUAGUGAAAUACAUCAGAGAGAGGAUGCCCCACCUUUGGCAGACGUUCCUAAAGGGUGAUGAAUUGAACAUAAACUAUGACCCAAAAAGGCCCUUGAUUCGAGUGUCUGGGGAGCGUAUUCAUGUCCAGCUGGUGCUGAAGUCUUUUCAGAAUAUAAUAAGAAGUCUUCACACUGAUAAGUUGACAAUUAGAAAGGCCGGAGCCAAAAAGUUUUUCCAGGAGCAGAGUGGCAUGUUCUCAAUGAUGAUGAAGGAACAAAGAUUUGUGUUUGUGCUUGAGGAUGCUUCUAUGGAGGAAGAGGAUGAGGAAGGGUACAAUGAGGAGAGGUAUGGUGAAGGUAGAGUGGAAGAUUUUGGACAGCUUUCCUGUGAGGUGCAGACUCCUGGUGGCAUUGUCAUCAAAGUCCUGAAGGCUGAUAUCUGUCAGUUUAAAGUAGAUGCUGUGGUCAAUGCUGCCAAUGAGGACUUGAAGCACAUUGGUGGUUUAGCAUUAGCACUUCUGAAUGCUGCGGGUCCAUCUUUACAACAAAUCAGUGAUCAAUAUGUAGCUGCACAUGGGAAACUGCAACCUGGGAAUGCUGUUACCACAGAGGCAGGUCACCUGCCAUGCAGAUAUGUAGUGCAUGCUGUAGGUCCCCGCUAUUACAAUACAGACAAGUCUACCUCUGUGAAGAAACUGAGACAGACAGUGAGGAAAAGUCUGAACCAAGCAGUAUUGCACAGAUGCUCCUCCAUUGCAGUCCCUGCCAUCAGCUCAGGAAUAUUUGGCUUUCCUCUUGACCUCUGCACUGAGACGAUCGCUCAGGAACUACAUGCAUACAUUGAAGACCAAACUCGACAAGCUGGCAUAAACACGCUUAAAGAGAUCUACUUGGUGGACAAUAAUCCCAAAACUGUGAAAGCCAUGGCUCAGGCUCUUAAAAAGGAGUUUGCACAAUUCAGCCCCAGAAUACAAAUGGGCCGUGGCCAUGGGCAUCAUGGUCAAAAUUAUCAUGGUCAUGGUAACCAAAGUCAUGGAUAUCAUGGGCAAGGUGCUGGUAGACGUCAAGGCCUUAGGGAAUGGGAGAAUGAUGCACAAGUGUACGGUGCAAAAGAUUUUGAGGAUUGUGAGACUCAAACCUGUAGAACCCAAUUUGAGGACGUGGACAGGUCAGUGUCAGGGUUUCUUGAAACUCAGUCCACAAAAGAAGGACUAAAAAUCAUACUAAGGAAGGGGAAUAUCCAGGAUGCACGUUCAGAUGUAAUUGUCAGUACCAUCUCAGAAGACCUGGAUCUCAGUAAAGGUGCAGUCUCCAGAGCACUACUCAACACUGCUGGUCCUCAACUCCAGGCUGAAAUUCGUUCUACUAUGAGAGAAUUUGGCACUUCUAGGCUGAAUCCUGGAGACCUAGUGUCCACGAACGGCUAUAACUUACAUUGUCAAAAGGUCUUCCAGACUGUUUGUCCAUUUUGGAAUGGAGAGACUAGAUCAGAAGAUGAGAUUCUCAAAGGACUCAUUCAAAAGUGCCUGAAAAUAGCCGAAAACAAGAAAAUGACUUCGAUUACUUUCCCAGCCAUUGGCACUGGGAACACUGGCUUUCCCAAAGAUCUUGUCGCCAGAAUUUUUCUCAGUGAGAUUCAUGCCUUUAGUGCCAAAGUUUCUCCUCAGUCCCUGAAUGAGGUGACUGUGAUUGUGCAUCCAUCAGAUACUGAGACUGUCCAGAGUUUUGUAAAGAGCUUCAGAGGUGAAUGGAAGGGUGCUGUCAUGAAAGGAGCACAUACUGUUCAGCAAUCACCAGCUAAAAAAACACCUCCUGUUCGAUCACCACAAUCUGCUGCAGGUUUCUUUGGAGCGGUUUCUACUCCUAGUCUUGGAGUGCACAAAAUGCAGAUAGAGCAUUUUAUGCUGGAGGCAUCAUUAGGUGACAUCACCAGAGAAAGCUGUGAUGCAAUCAUUAAUUCCUCCAAACAAGCAUUCUCUCUGAAAUCAGGAGUUUCCAAGGCCAUUUUAGAUGCUGCUGAGGUAGCGUUUUUCUGUGGUGGCAAAGCACAUGGGGGCAAAGAAGCAUCUGCAAAUGAAGAUUUCAUGCUGGUGGGUGAGGAGUUUGAGCCUGUUGUGUUUCAGCUGUGUGGAGAGACUGAGGAGGACCUGAGCGAGGCCAGAAACCUGAUCACCAGCUUCAUUGUGAAGGAGCACAUGAGCUCAAAAAUUCAGGACUCAGCCAUCAACUAUUUCAGUCAGGAGGAGGCUGAACUUCUGAGCAAACUCCAGAGGGAGCUCACGGUCAGCAUCAAGCUCUCAAAGAGCGGCCCUGAGCCAGUGCUCACCAUGGAAGGCCUGACACGAGAUGUAGUACAGGCUGAAAGCCAAAUCCGUGACAUGAUCCGUAAAGUGGAGAAGAAUCUGAUUCGCCACCGUGAGGCCUUUAUGCUGAGCAGCCAAGUCGAGUGGCAGUAUCAGGACCGCAGUAAUAAUUUUGUGCCUUUUGAUAUUUUGACUAACUAUGACCUGGAGCAAGCUUUUAAAUUACAACAGCCUCGUGAAAUGAUCAAGAUCAAUAAUGAUCCGUAUGAGGCCCAUUUACCCUCUGGGACUGCUAAGGGGAAUAAGGGACAGAUGAAAUUGAAGAGGACUGAUCUGUUUCAGCUGUGUGGAGAGACCAAGGAGGACCUGAGCAAGGCCAGAAACCUGAUCACCAGCUUCAUUGUGAAGGAGCACAUGAGCUCAAAAAUUCAGGACUCAGCCAUCAACUAUUUCAGUCAGGAGGAGGCUGAAGUUCUGAGCAAACUCCAGAGGGAGCUCACGGUCAGCAUCAAGCUCUCAAAGAGCGGCCCUGAGCCAGUGCUCACCAUGGAAGGCCUGACACGAGAUGUAGUACAGGCUGAAAGCCAAAUCCGUGACAUGAUCCGUAAAGUGGAGAAGAAUCUGAUUCGCCACCGUGAGGCCUUUAUGCUGAGCAGCCAAGUCGAGUGGCAGUAUCAGGACCGCAGUAAUAAUUUUGUGCCUUUUGAUAUUUUGACUAACUAUGACCUGGAGCAAGCUUUUAAAUUACAACAGCCUCGUGUAAUGAUCAAGAUCAAUAAUGAUCCAUAUGAGGCCCAUUUACCCUCUGGGAUUGCUAAGGGGAAUAAGGGACAGAUUGAAUUGAAGAGGACCGAUCCGAGACAGCAAACUACUGUGUCUCUGCCCAGUCACUGGAAGGACAUGAAGGGGAAGUUAGUUUUCUGUGUCAAACUUCAACAAGGCAGUCAGGAAUAUGCAAAUGUGGAGAAGGAGUUCAGGAAAACAGGACUGACAUCAAAUAUCCUCCAAAUUGAAAGAGUUCAGAAUGAGACUCUUUGGAAGAACUACAUGAACCAGAAGGCAUACCUGGAUAAAAAGAACAACCACACAAACAACGAAAAGCUGCUUUUCCAUGGCACCGGUUCUGACAAUAUUGAUAAAAUCAACGAGCGAGGUUUCAAUCGCAGCUAUGCCGGGAUGCAUGGGGCCGUGUAUGGAAAUGGUGUGUAUUUUGCUGUUGACCCAAGCUACUCUGCCCGAGGUUAUGCCAAGCCUGAUCUGCAAGGCCACAAACGCAUGUAUUUGGCUCGAGUGUUGGUUGGUGACUUCACAACAGGGAAAGCUGGUAUUCUUACACCUCCACCCAAAAACUCCACCGGCACAGAGCAGUACGACAGUGUCACUGAUUCUAGACAAUCCAUGUUUGUGAUCUUUCAUGAUGUUCAUGCUUAUCCUGAAUACCUAAUCACUUUCCAGUAAGGGCUAUGUU